CAUUUUCCUAUCGUUGCCUAACAUUGUACCGGUAUUACCGUGAACGGUAUAAUAUGGCCCAGCCCUAGUGCACGUGUUGUUCAGCUUUGAGCCUCGACCACUAACACGUCGUUUUCCUUCAUUGUGCACACUGAAGAGGAAAAAUCGUCCAAAUACAUGUAGGCCAGAGUGAAAAACAAACUUAGCACUGUUAAAGCAGCUUUUUAAGCUGAUGUGAGAGUUUCGCCCUGGAGCAGGAAACCAGUGUGUAGGUGUCCACAGGCACCGUAAAACAGCUUUUAACCAGUGCACGAGUUACACAUCCUUUGAAGGACACAUAUAUUAACAUAUAUUCACGUCUUUAAAGAUGUCAACAAAAAGUUUGCGUUGUGGUAGCAUGUAAAGAAUUUAUUCUCCUGAUGACUAAAAUAGUCGAGCUGAGGUGAGUCUGUGACCGCGCUGACUGACUCGUGUCCUCUCAGGUUACGUGAUGGUCUGCCAUCUUCAGUCUGAUCAGUUAGUCAGACAGCUCCACCUGGUUGACCUGCAGAAGUCCUGGAACGAUGCUCAGCAAUACUGCAGAGAUGAGUACAUUGACCUCGCCAUCGUUAACAGCUCAGCUCUCAUCCAGGAAGCCCAGAAAAGGGCGGGGAGCACCGAGGCGUGGAUUGGACUCUCCAGGAGCGGCUGGGAAUGGUCUCAAACUGGUCCAGUUCAGUCAUCCUGGUUUAACAUGUGGUCACCGGGACAGCCAGGGACUGAUGAGUGUGUUACAAUAUUUAGUGAUGGAUCAUGGUCCACUGCACCGUGCUCAGCUACUUAUUUCUUUGUCUGCUAUGACGCUGCGACUAACAAACACAUCCUGGUGAAGAACUGAAUGACCUGGUCUGAUGCUCAGUCUCACUGCAGACAGACGUACACAGACCUGAGCACCAUCAACGACACGCAGGACAACAGCCAGGUCGCUAAUACGAUGCCAUCUUAUUAUAUGAGUUGGAUUGGACUGUACAGAAACUGGACGUGGUCAAACUCGAGCACAGCCUCCAACCUGCCGUGGGGGCCCGGGCAGCCUGAUAACAGUCUAAACUGUGCCACAAUAGUCGGAUCAACAGGCUCCUUCAACAGUCAUAAGUGUGAUGACCAACGCCCCUUCCUCUGCUCCAGAGACAAUGCAGGGCAAGGCAAGGCAAAGAAAGAUGUCAAACCUUCAGCCUCGAGGUCAGUGAAGGUUCAGCUGAGGGUGGGAUCUGCAGACCUGAACGACCCCACAGUGCAAGAAUCCAUCCUGCAGCAGGUGAGGGAGAAGCUGGUGGAGCAAGGGAUCAGAGAGGAGGUGAAGCUGAGGUGGAGGACGCAGCCUGAUGGGAAGGUUUUCCACAGAGAGGAGGAGACAGCCGCUUACUGUGAGAAGGAAGACUGUGGCGGUUUAGUCUGAACGUUAUUGGCUGAUGUUCCUCAGGUGAUCUGCUGUGUAAUUCAACUUAUUUCCAUCUCUGUACUCUGACUGCUGGACUGUAACAGCGUAGCUUUGCAUGACUGACAGUUGGAAAUCAUCCUUCUUUAUCCUAAGCUCAGAUCACAGAGUGUGAGCUGUUUUAUGCCUCUUUGUUUCUUCUGAUUGGUGAAGCUAAAGUUUGCAGGUGAGCAGGUGAGCGGACCUUCUGUGUCUCAGAUAUAAAUGUUCAUGAUAUCCUGUCUCUACAUAUGAAAGUUCAAGAGGAGAAAAAGGUGAAACUGAGUGUUCAGAGCAGCCUGAUGUCUGAGCUUUUUGACUUCAUACUUUAUAGUUCAAAUGAGCACCCAGCAAUAUAACAGUAGAUAUGCCGUAUAUGUCAGUGAAUCGGGCAUUUAUGCUCUCUAUUAUGAUAUUAAAUAUACAUUUUUCUGUCUCAGAAAUGUCUCUGCUGCUGUUUGAUUCUGUAAACUACAGUCAUGGCUCUGCAUCCAUCUUCAUUGUAAACUCUAUUCAAUAAAGUCUAUUGAUAUUUUAUUGUCCCUGUCAGAACUUUCAGUUGCUUCAUUUUUAUGCUCUUAUUUUGAAUUUGAUGCCAGUAACACACAUCAUAAGGCUGAGACAACAUGAAGUUUAAUGCUAAACAAUAAGACGUCUCACAUACAGUGAAGCUGAUUGGCAGGACAGCAGUCACAUGACUGGCUAUGAAAUCCCAGACAGACAAUCCAACAGUUUGUGAAACAUCUGAAUGUAAAAUGCUGAAAACUUCUGCUGCUCAUCUGUUCACAGAAAAAUCUGUGAA
Molecule: messenger RNA, 2234 nt
Organism: Haplochromis burtoni (Burton's mouthbrooder)
Lineage: Eukaryota; Metazoa; Chordata; Actinopteri; Cichliformes; Cichlidae
Product: C-type lectin BML-2-like
Exons: 4
Coding region: 857-1414 (185 amino acids)
Source: RefSeq, a predicted model, not a curated record